Alternaria atra is the source of this 1029-nucleotide messenger RNA. RefSeq lists its product as uncharacterized. The record is from RefSeq and is a predicted model, not a curated record. The transcript has 3 exons. Gene Ontology annotation, molecular function: oxidoreductase activity, acting on the CH-OH group of donors, NAD or NADP as acceptor. The coding region runs from base 1 to 1029 and encodes 342 amino acids. NCBI's taxonomy places the organism in Eukaryota, Fungi, Ascomycota, Dothideomycetes, Pleosporales, Pleosporaceae.
AUGGUCGCUUUUGAUAGUCCCGCAAUCGCACCAGGCUCCACCGUCCUCGUUACGGGGGCCAACGGCUUUGUUGGAGCUCACGUCACAGAUCAGCUUCUUCAACAAGGCUACAAAGUGCGAGGCACAGUCCGAGACGCCGCCAAACACCAAUGGCUUGUAGAUCUUUUUUCGCAAAAGUAUGGUCAGGACAAGUUUGAACUCAUCACGGUCAAGGACAUGAGAGAGCCUGGUGCAUUUGACGACGCAGUCUCAGGCGUUUCCGGCAUCGCGCACGUUGCCUUGGUGCGAAGUAUGGACGUCACACCAGACGAGCUGAUCCGAAUUACCGUGGCCGGGACACUGAGUUGCCUGCAGGCCGCGGCUAAGGAGCCCAGUGUGAAGCGAUUCGUUUUGACUUCGUCUUCAGCUGCGGUUCGCUCGCUGCAAGCAUACCGUGGAACAGAUACAGUAUCUGCGGAUGAGUAUGACGAGCAGACGCUGGCCUUGUCCAAAAAUAUCCCCGACGCUCUUCCGCCAAUGCAUAAAUUCAUGAUCGCCUACUUUGCUUCCAAGGUCGCGGCCGAACAAGCUUUCUGGCAGUGGGUGAAGAACAACAAGCCACACUUCUCUGUCAACGCGGUGUUGCCUUGUACUAUCUACGGAAGCCCACUGGACGUGGCUCACCAGGGCUUUCCAUCUACUGCGAAGAUCCCGCUUCAGAUCUUGGACGGCGAUACCGAUUCUAUCAGACACGUGCAGCGUUUCUACUAUGUCCACGUGCAGGACGUCGCUCGGCUUCAUGUAGCUGGCUUGAUCCACCCGACUACCAGCGAUGAACGCAUUUUCGCAUAUGCCGCCCCAUAUUCCAUCAACGAGUUCUUCGACAUCUUUACGAAAUCUGUCUCGGGUUACAAGCACCAAGAGAAACUUGCGGGACUAGAUUUUCCUCUGGCGGAGAUUGGACCCCGAGGCAAGGCUGAAGCGCUGCUGAAGGACAUGGGCCGGCCAGGGUUUGUGGAGAUUGGAAGAGACCAUUGUCAGCAGCAUUAA